UCAGGGGUAUGGAAGACCCCGUUUUGACUGGAGGACGGCCAUCUGUCAACAUUGUGACCAGCAAGGCCACACUAUAAGGUUCUUUAAUAUAAGACGGGAAGACGAGAGAAGCAGACUGAUUUCCUCCACUAUGGAUGGGAAUAUCUACGAUCAGUUUGGGGAGGCUAUUGACCGAAGGCUUGGAGGAGUGAGGGUUGAAGCCCAACGAAGAGCGGCAGUUGGGCCGCCACCCCCUGCCAUGUUCAGGCUAUGGCAGGAAAAGGAGGAACCACCGAUUGGGGUGGAAGAAGUAGGAAGCGAUGAGGAAGUGACUCAAGGGCUACGAGGAGAAAGUAAGACGGAAGAGGCCAUAAUCAUCGAGUCAGAUGACGAGGAUGAGGAGGAAAGAACGGAGCCUCCGUCCGUCUUAUUUGAGAAGAUGGAGAACUUGCUGGAUAAGAUGGGGAGGUACCAACAGAAGUUGGUGGGCCUAUGUGAGGAAGUGAAGGGAUGGAGGUCUAACAUCCCCACAGUAUUCCUCUAUGACUCCAGCCCGGAGUCAACGCCUGGGCGACCCGGAGUAAAUGUGGUGGGGUCGUGCCCACAAUCAGGAAUGAGGGGGAGACCCCUCACUCCGCAGGCCCGGUUGGCACAGGAAGCGCGAACGAGGAAUCAAGCCAAGGUCAGUGCCAGCCAAGAGCCUCCAAGGAGGGAACCCGAACCAGGGAGAAGGAAAGAGGCUGUGGAAGUUGAGGACGACGAUGAUGAAGAGGAAGAGGACGAGAGGCUGCGCAGAGAAGAGGAUCAGAGAGCGGAGCAGCGGGCAAGGAAAAAGGGAACCAGGGGAGAGGCCGAACCGGUCAUACAUGACGGACCGCCCAAAAAGAAGAAAUACGCGGUCCGGUUGGAAGAGGGAUUUGACGUAGAGAAGGUGAUUGAACGGCUGCAGGAAGGGCAUAAUGACCUCAUGACCCUGAAGGAAAUCCUAGCGUCAGCCCCGCGACUCCGCGCUGAACUGAAGGGGAGGUUAUCACGGCGCCUGGUGCCCAAUGUCCAUCUGGGUACGAUCCUUCCCAAGGAGGCAGAGUGGGCAGAGUCAGGUACGAAGAUGGACUGGAAGUGCGUAGCCUGCGGUACGGUGGAGUUGAUGGUGAAGGGUUCCAAGUGCGCAGCAAUGGUGGACACCGGGGCAGAGAUGAACAUUAUUCGGGAGGCGGACGCGAUCAGAUUCGGGCUGGAUAUAGACCGUUCUGACUACGGUAUUCUGCAUGGAGCCAGCUGUAAGGCCGUGUUUUGCGGGACAGCCUCGAAUGUGCUCGUCGAGGUUGGAAAGGUGAAGGUCAGGGCAUGCUUCUUCAUAAUGCCGGACGUGGACCAUGAAAUCCUCCUGGGGAGGUCAUUCUUAAGUAGGACAGAGACCAUGAUGUUCAACAAUCAUGAUGAGACGUUGAUCCUCCUCUUAUGCGAUCCUGCCUGCGGGAAUUAUGAAAUAAUUACUUGCAGGAACACCGGGCCAAGGAGUAUUAGGAACCGGCCCAAUCCAGGAUCAUUCACAAUCGAGGAGUCGGAAGGGGAGCGCAGGAGGCUCUGGGCAGAGCUCGAAGCAGGAGAGAGGGUGGAAGCAUUUUCCCUCAGCUUGCCAGAUGUUGGGAAGGCCAUGGACCUGGUGGCUGCGCAUGAGAUGGCAGAUCCGGAUGCCAUCCGGCCUUGAGGGAGCAAGUUCUGGAAUGCCCUGAGGCAGGAAGGCUGGAAUUGGUAUAUCGGCUCCCAGGCAGCGGAGGGAACCCCGCAUCAGCGCAAACACAAUCCG
Molecule: messenger RNA, 1789 nt
Organism: Chara braunii
Lineage: Eukaryota; Viridiplantae; Streptophyta; Charophyceae; Charales; Characeae
Source: the annotation of a GenBank genome assembly